AGUGACGUCACGCGCACAGGACGACGGGAUACAUGGCAGGCAACACGGCAGAACAGCAAUGGCGACCAUAAACCACGGCAGUCCGUCACAGUUUGUGGGCCAGCCCUGGUCGUCAUGGGCCGAAAAACUUGUCGGUCGUGAAAAUAAAGAUGCUCUAUCAUCGGUCCAAGGUGAUGAAGCGGACGGGGCAUUGGAAGUUCCAGAUGAGGACACUGACAAGGAGCAGGACAAGGAACAAGUUAUGAAGCUCAGAAUAGAGGAUGCAAAUGUGUUUGGUAUCUGCCCAACACAAGAUGAAUUCUACCUGGUGGUGUGUGAGCGGUGUAGUCAGGUCGUCAAACCACAGGCCCUGGAAAGGCAUAUGGAAUUACGGCAUGGCAAACCACCGGACAAACCACCGGACGUCCCUUGCCCGAUGGAAAUAAUGCACUCGCCUCCCAUCCGCAUCCCAAUCACUCCCAGAGCCCCCCUAUGCCAUCAGCCCCAGUCAAGUAUCCCCCUCAGUGGAUAUGAGGACAGUCACCAUACGCACAGUGAACUCUCUUUGCCAUCGAGGGCGGCAUCACAGCCGCAAGCGUCGGAGAUGACCUUCGACACAGUACUUAAUAAGCCAUUGCCAGUUCAUUUAGUGCAAAGACAGGAAUCCCCCCACAAUUACACAACGGGUAGAAGCGGGGAUGAUGCAUCACCAGCAGUAUCUGGAAAACUGAACUCACCGCUAGAAAUACAGGACCGUUUUGCAAAUCUGGUGAGUCCCACCCUCCCAGUCGUCAGAAUUGAAAAGAUGUCACCCCAACAAGCCAACGAUGCUGGCAUGCAAUCUCUGGGAAUCUCACCGGUGUCAUUGGCAAGCAGCCAACAGACUACAAUUGAGUUGGUACCAGUGUCAAGCGGAUCUCUCCAGUGUGCUCCCAAUCUGGUCCCACAGCAGCAGUCGCAGACAUUGGCCCAGCAUCAUCAGACAACCAAACCGGUUCCAACCGCUAUGGUCCAGUUGGCACCGGGUCCCACCACAAUGAUGCAGACAGUGAAACCAGGCCUUGUCCAGCCACCACCAAUCCAGCCAGCUCCUACCGGUUUGGUCAAGCUUGCUCCUGCUCAGCCUGUACCAAAACAAAGAAACAAAAAGCCGUCUCCAAAGAAGAAUAUAUUGUGCAAAGAUCGGGAGUUUGAUGUGAACAAGCAUUGUGGUGUAUGGGUAGAUGUCGACCAGAGACAGUGCACAAGGUCUCUCACCUGCAAGACUCAUGCCUUAUCACUACGGAGAGCUGUCAAAGGAAGACGGAAAACUUUCGAUGAACUACUUGCUGAACACAAAGCCCGAUCUCAGGCCCAGGCAGCUGCAAAUAACCCAUCUCUGCUCAAGAAAUCUACUCAACAAGCAGCAGCAUCAUUAGCAUCAUCAUCGGUAUCCAGCCUAGCCCAACACAACGCCACCACGCCCCAUGGCACAGCUAGACCCAGCACACCCAAGGCUACACAAAGCCGCCCCAACACGCCCAAAGCACUGACGCCCAAGGUCCUAACCCCUAGACCACAGCCAGUGGGUAAUCUGCAUGUGAAAUCGGAAGCAAACAGCAAGCCAUUGACUGUGUUCCAGAAGAUCAUGCCUGUACCUGGGCCUACCAAGACUUACAACUUCAACUUAGUUCUUCCGGCCAGUAGAAAAAGCCACCAUCCUCCGACAGUGCUGGACCCUGUACCUAUGGAGGCAACCGUUAACGAGUGUAAAACACAUCCACAAGAGGGUGGAAGUACCAACAGCAGUAACAGCCAUGGCAAACCUUCCGAGGGAGAUAAGACAACGAAAGAAGACAAGGAGAAAUGCGAUUACUCCUGCUCCCAUCACCAUCCCAGACCAGUUGCAAUGUGUUCCUUUGGUGCACGGCAAGUUGGUAAGGGCCUUUACGCCUUCAAUCGGAGAUUAGAUCAUCUAAGAUCCACCAUGGCUGCCUUAGUGGAGAAACACUCCAGACCACCUCCAUUCAAGAAAAUCUGCUUAUCAAGUGAUUCAUCUCAAGAAUUGACAACCCCUAUGGAUACUACUCCUCCGUCCCAUGCCUCUGAGCUUCAAAGCAACAAUUCUGCAUCUCACUCUGCUGCCUCCACAAGUGCAUUCACUCUGUCAAGUGCUUCACCAUUUGAUAACACUCCUAGUGGGAGUAGGAACCCUGCUACAACAUGUAGCAGCAGCAGUAGUGGAACUAUUGCACUCAGUAAAACCAAGAGCUUGCCUAAUGCCAUGUGUAACAACUUCAACAAGGGGCUUGCCACAGGCAAGAAACUGAGUGGGAAAACGUCAGGGAAAACUCUGAGUAAAUCUGCUGACGGUAAGGUGUCUUCAUCCCUCCAGCAUCCGAUCAAGAACUCCAAGGCCCGUAGGAAAAGCGGAGGUGGCGGUGGCAAAAGCAAUGCAGGUCUGAGUGGCAAUGUUGCACAGAAUUUGUUUUCAGUCUCCAAUGCCAGCCCGGUAACAUUAGCAGGCUCAAGUAGCUAUUCCAUUGUGACUAACAGCGGACUGCAACCGGGAGAUAUCCUCAGCAGUGGCAUGGUUAACUUGGAUCCUGCCUCUAUCGCUAAUCAGGAAUUGUCAGGGAACCUUCUGAAAAACCUACGCUUUGUGGUGACCAACAUUGAACCCAGUGUGAAUGGUGGUGCUGUCGGUAAUGCGGCAACCCCUCAAACCACUGGCAACUUCACUGUUCCCAUACUGAAUGCAACGCUUGGAAAUACUCCAGUAUUACUAGGGAACCUUGGUGCCCUAGCGCUGCCCUAUGACCGGAAAUUGAACGUGAAAUCUCGAACAAAGAGUGCUGGCUCAGGCAAAUCCUCAGUGGAAAGGCAAGGGCGACGCCUGUCCGGCAGCAAUACAACAGCCAGUCUGCAGAAUGUAGCAAUACUUAGUCAGCCUUUUAUUGACAGUUCAUCCCAGGAUACAGUAGGGACUGGUGCAGGAGUAUCUGGUAGUGAGAGAGGAACCACACUCAAUACCUGUCAACCAUUACAGAGUCCACAGUCUGUACCUAGCCCUCAACUCAGACCGAACUCAGCCAGUCCUCAGCUGACCUCGCCGCUCCCCAAUGGCAUCAUUCCCUCUCCAACCAAUAUCACAUUCAAGCCGUAUACGAGUACCUCCAUAGGUACCACAACGGCAGCAUCAGCCAAUCACGUGCAACGAGGGAUGAGUCCCAGUAGAACCAGUACACCCUCACCGAGUACGGGGUCUGCAGACGCAUCCCCUAAUGUAACCGCCCAACUGCUAACAGGCUCAUUUAAUACAAGUGGUAAACUUACUCUAGUCUCACCAAAAGGCAGCUCACACAACCUUCAGAAAUCCACCUUGAACCAAAAACACAGCCACCAUCAACACCAUCCCCAUCGGACCGUGUCACAGCUCUCCAACCAGCAGCAACAGCAGCAGCUUCAACAACAACAACAACAACAGCAGCAGCAGCAGCAACAAGCGCUACAGUUUCAUCAGCUGCAACUUACACCCCAGCAAAUUCAACAGCAACUUCAGCAACAGAUUUCUAAUCUCGUAGCAAUGGAUCCUCAGGGCAAACCGUUGCCGCUGAGUAGCGCCUUGAUUCCUAACCUCUUCCAGAGCAUUCCUACCCAGCAAGUGGGCACAGGGGUCCUGCCAGGGGGUCUGACGCUAGCCCCUGCUGUAGCUACAGAGCAAGGGGGUAAAGUGCUGUCACAGUCUACCGUCCUGCCACAGAGGGCCAUUGCCUUACACCUACAGCAGCCAGGAUCAGGCCAGCCAAUCAGAUUACAAGGUGCCGGACUAUCUGACCAAUCACAGAUUGGUAUGAGUCAGGAUGAAGAUAACAGACAGGAAAUCAAGAUGCAGCACUGAAAGCCAAUCGGAGCCCGGCAAACAGAUGGUGCCUGUGUGGAUUGGCUACUUGGAUGAGGGUAUUUUGUGAAUAAAUUAUUUUUGCCACAUUGUAUUUAAAUGAAUGGAAUCAGGGAACAAAAGUAAUAUAUUUAGUCGUUUAUACUUAGAUGUCUCAUGACAUCAGAUGAUAAGGCUUUAUAUUAUUUUUAUAAUGAAUUGCAAUUAAUAUAAUAAUAAUUGUGAUUGUUUCAUGCAGAUAUUGAUACUCAAAGAACAAAGUCUAAUACCUUUACAAACCUGAAGGCAUAAUAGUCCAAUACAAUUAUUCACUUGGUCAAUUUAUAGAAAUAAGAAUUUUAUACCCUUAAAACUAUUCCCUAGUCUAUGAUCCCUGAAAAAAAUAAUGUAAGCUCCAGCUGUUGGGAUCUGGCUGUGGUGACCCACCAAACUAGCAUUUGGGCUUGUUUUUUGGUAAAAGACAAUUUGUAAAUCGCGACGAAAUACUUUGCACUUGCAUUUUGCAUUAUAACGUUGGUUUCACCACAUAUUGAUGAAUAGGCUAGAUUCCACGGAUCAUAAAGCACAGUUGUAGUUGAGUCUGAGUCUCGAGUCAUUUGGUUCAAGUCUUGAGUCUGAGUCACGAGUCACGAGUGCAUGGACAUGGCUACACAUACACAUACAUGUGAGCAAUACAUAAGUGAUGCGCUGUCGUGGGACAUAGGGAGGGGAGCUUUUCAAAACAAACAUGAAUAUUAGCAGCAUGACCUGGAGGCUAGGGCUGUAUGGUUUGUGUGCUUAACGUUCUUUAGUGUGGCUUUAUCGAAAAUAAACACCAGAAUAAUUACAAUAUUUGUAACUUUUUCAAGCAGCCGUUCCAUUUUUUUCAAGCAGACCCAGUUCGUUUUUUUUUUAAGGAGACCCUGUGGCAUCCCUGUAUCCAUAAACAAACCCAUAAGCCCUAUAUGUGUUAACUUGCCGAUUUAUUCCACAUAAAGAUAACCCUCUGCAAACAGAAAUAUUGUUUAUUCUUUGAGUAUCAGUCAUGUGCAAAGUUUCCUUUAUUGAAAACUGUUUGAUAAUGAAUUAUAUUUCAAAAUGGAGAUUUGUGCACUCUUAAAUGUAAGCAUUUUAUAUCUCAGCAUCGAAACUAGUGUUUGUUGUCAUUGUAUGAAUGAAUUGUUACAAUAAUUAAAUCAUGGUGACAGACAAGUGAUCUGUUACACUGCUCUUACUGGAUGCAUGCAGAAUGGAUGGGAGUUGGAGUAUUGGCAGCCGUGAUGUUUACUGAGAUUUGUCUGUACUGGAUGUGUGUGAAAUCUACGCAAUGAGAAUGGUCAAAGGAUGUCAAUUAAAAGGGAUAGUAAAUUAUGCCAACUGCAUAUGUACACAUCAAAAUUGGACAAUUUUCACUUUAAGAUAAGCACCGCGUCAUGUACUUGCAUGCAUGCAGGCCACAGAGAACACCAGUAAAAUGGAAGUGAGGUUGCAGUUCUGAAGUGAGUAAUAAGACUCAAUCUUUUGCUCCAUCUUACUCGCACAUUUUAUAUCAGCCCAUUUUUUGAUUGCAUACAAAACUUACUGAUUGUAGACUCGGUUUCAGUGGCAUCCAUAGACUUGUAUACGUUUAUCUGUGUGUUGAUGAAGUGAAUAUGAUCAAAUCUUGAUGUGGACAUCCACAGUUUGAAUACCCACAUGGCAUGUUGGAAAACUGUUUUUUCCUUCCUUGUUUUCCUUCUUUUUCCCCCUUUAAUCUCUGUACUAAUCUUUGACUUUUAACAUAGUGGGAUGAGAUCAUCCCAUUUUUUAAAAGAAACGCUGCGCAGCUCUCUUUGAUUUUAAUACAUUUUUGAUAAAAGAUCCACUAUUCAGAAAUAGUUAAGUACAUUACCUUACCUAUUGAAAGAGUGUCAUUGCAUGGUAAUGAUCGUGCCUGCGUGACUUCAAUUAUUGGAUAACAUCAGUAUUCUGUUAGAAUGACCUUGUAGCUUUACCUUGCCAACUUGUGUUUUUUUCAUUUUCUGACAAAAUUGUGUUUAUUGAACCUUUGAAUUCUGUGAACAGUUAAUGUAAUUACCAACAGGCAGAUUUGCAUCUGGGGGCUUCAACUGUAGGUCCAUAAGUCAGCUGAAUGAGUCCUUAUAAAUCAAUGUGUCCUCAGUUGAAGGUAUAAGUCCUCAGUUGAAGGUAUUUGUCCUCAGUUGUAUGGAUCCUUAAGUCCUCAUUCAUAAAUUAAGAAGUCAAGUCGCCAACAAUGUUGCAAUGAUUGAAUUGACACAAUUCUGUGUUUCUAGCUUGCCACGGUUAUGAAGUUAUUUCAGUCAUGACAUUGUAGAAACUUUCAAAUAAAAAAAUAGGGUAACUUUUUUGACUAAAAUACUUUAUUUAAACUUCCAAACUUCUCAGAUUGCAAAUACUGUACAGAAUAUAAUUUGACGUUAAGUAUGUGCAUUUAAAUACCACAUCCUAGGCCCAUGCACAUGUUUGAGUUACUGAAUGAGUCAAAGUGUUUAUGCAAGUCUAUCUUAUGCCAACUCAUCUUGAUUGUGUUGGACCUUCCUUUAGUCUAGGGUAAUGGUCCAUAUGUUACUGGACUAUGAAUGUAUAUCAUCUUGUUAACUUAUUUGAAUUUAAACAUGGUAAAUUCCGUAACCAUCUGAGUGGUAGAUAAUGUUUCAUAUGCUUUACCCGUGGAUUUGUAAAUUCAGCUGGUGUUUUUUUUUUUUUUUUUUAAAUUGAUUGGAUAAUUAGGCCAUACCCAUAGCACAUGAUUACUGAUUGGCUGAAAUUCUAUUUUCAUAAAAUGUUGCAGCUAAAUGCGAAACAAACAUCAUUUACAAGAAACCACAUUGUUAGCUUGCCCUUGUAUAUUUUCUUCUGUUUACAAUGGCCCUGCCGCAUUGAGGCAAAACAACGGCUGAAGAUAACAGGGUUGGGGUCCUACUUCUACUUGGAGGAUUAUUGAGGUUAUUAGAAGGCAUGUAUUGAGAAAACAUCAAAAUGAAUGCAACAAAAUGCAGUAUCUGUAGUUGUUGGAGAUUCAAGGAAAGAGCCUAGUUUACAUGUGAUUGGCCUGACAGUAAGCUGGUUUACUCAGCAUACAGGCUGGUGUGGAUUGGCUUAAGGAGUCUGUGCAGAAGUACCCCCUCAAGGGUUACAAGGGGAGAGUUGGGGAGAUCACUGGGAGGGACAUUCAAACGCAUUGAUGCUCAUGCCGCAUGAUGCUCAUGCAAAGAUGCUGUGGGUUUGUGCACGAUCAGAAUAAAAUGAUUCAUGCGUACAUUGCACCAUGUCAUCAGCGCUCACAUGCAAUGUGUCCCUCCAACAGGGGGUCUCAGAAAAUGGUCACAAAGCGCUAUCAUACCUCCUGUGACAUCAGUAGUGUACAGAUGAUUCUCAAAAGCAGCACAAGACAAAGACUUAGUCUCUCCCAUCUCAAGCUGAGGAAGGGAUAACCAUCACUUUGACUAGUUCAACUUCUUCUUUUUCGUCUCUGUCUUUCACAUAGGUUGAUUCUCAGUAAGUCAAGGAACCACAGUAGCACAAAUCUGAAUGGCUCUUCUUAAUUACACUGCGAGGGAGAUAUGUUAGUUCUCUUUUGUGAGAGAGCAGGUUAUUGUUCAUGUGCUUUACUACAUAUUUUUAAUAUAUGCUUCUGUCAUACUUUUACCCAGUUGAAUUUUUGACUGAUACACAAGUCUAAAAGUAUAACUAUAAAGAGUGUUUAUUUUAAAUUGUGUGUCAUUCCAGUCAGUUGCUUGUAUUAAUAAACUAGGAUUGUUCCCUUCAGUGAUGAAAGGUAGGCACAUCAAAAAGCAUAUGCGAACAAUAAGAGCAUGACGGGAACCCUUGACCUUCUGCUGAAAGCUUGCUGGUGUUUCCAUCGCCAUGUAGUAGUGGGUAUUACAAUCAAUGACAUGUCCAAAAUUGUGUUCUCUAUCAAGUUCUUAUAAAGACUCAAUUUGUCAUUCUAGAUGAUCCAGUGAUAUUUGAAUAAUUUUAAUAACUAUUUAUAGCAUGGUGCAUUAGUAUUUAUAGAUAAAACAAUUUAACAGUUCAUGUGAAUGAGCAGUGAAUUUUGUAAAUUAUUAGCAGAAUGAAAUAAGUAUUUAUCUCAAAGUCCUUGAUUCAAAGGAAAGCAUCAUAGUCUCAAUGGCUUUGAUUUGAAACCCCAAAACAAAUUUGGUUUGUUGUGUAUUCACUUCCAAAGGAAAUGAGUAUCCUCAAGUUCAUAUCGAUAACGAAAUAUCAACUGAUGACUAGAAACGGACAUUUCAUUGGAGUUGUCAGAUAAUUUCCUCUGCCUGAAUGAUAGUACUCCUGGAUCACACAAUGUGCUUUGAAGGUUCUUCAUAGUACAUAAUCCCAAUACACAAAUAGAUACAUCUUUAAGGGUUCCAACAUCUGUUUAUUGUUUAGGUGCCAGCAUAUCCACAGUUUCUUUCGGAAAAACAGGAUAUCAAUUGAUUCAACAAAAAAAAACACUUUGAACUUCUUUCAGCUAAUCUAAACACCGGAUGCUAAUGGGGAUAGAUCAAUCAAUCAUUUAAGCCAAUAAGUUGAAAUGACUGUUUGUAAUGUUACCGCCCUAUUGAGGGGUUUGAAUGAAUGUGAUGAGGACUAUAAAUAUCAAGAAUGUCGUUGCAUCCAUGUCAAAAUUGUACGUUUUCUUUCAUCUAUAAAGUGGCAUGGAUAUAUGUGUACUCUGUAAUUGUUGUUUUUCCAAGUUUUUUUUCCAUACACUGAAUACUUUGCUGUUAUUUAUACAGAUUCUAUUUCAUAUUCGGUGUAAUAAUUGAUAACCAAGAUAGAUUGUAAUAUCUAAAUGAGAUAUUACUAUGUUCAGAAACCACCUGGUUUAUCAGUGUGACCCUUCCCAGUACAUCAACGGAUUACACUGCAAGAACAACCAUUUUGGUAUUGUGCAUGAUUGGCCCAUUGCCAACCACAUAAACCUUUCCAAAUUGUUGCAAUUCAUUUAGCUACGGCACCUCAUUGACAUGCAGAACGAGUUUCAUCGGAAGCCAUUUUGUUUAACAAUUUAAAAUAUCUCUUACACAUGUAUCUUGUUGCACGAUAUUGUACAGCUCACACCAAACCAGUUAUUCUCAACAUAGGUGGUUUCCCGAGCAUGUUUUCUUAAUUUACAACUCCGAAAGUUCCCAUUCAAUAACCGAAGUUAUUAACUCUCUUUAGGGUAGUACUUGUAUUGGAGUCUAUAUAUAGUAUUCCAGUCACUUUACGCACUUUCAUUUAUGAAGUCCCUUUGUCAGAUGUUUGUGUUUCAAAAUUGCAGCAGAGUGUCAUUUAGCUAUCAGUUGAGCUCACUGUUCUUCAGCUAAUAUAGGCUGAAGUAGAAAGAUUCAUGCUUAUACCACAUGUCAACAUACACACUUAGGUACUUCCCCCAAAGAAAAGUUUGCAGGUCCUGCGUAUACACAAAUGCCAUAUGAAUGUUUCAAUUCAAACCAUCGGUAUAGUUAUUAAUUAAACCCAAACGUAUUUUUGAAGUAACAAUUUCAUGUUUUAAGUUUAUCAUACGUGUUUUCAGAAGUAUUUUUGGAGUACAAACCACACCGAUUUGAGAAAGUUAAAAGAGUUUUUGAAAUACUGUAUAAGCAUUGCAAUGUGUUUAAUUCUUUAAUUAAUUUUAAUUUUUAGCAUUGAUGUAGUCUGAGAUUCCAGAAAUACUGCGUGGAGUGUUGUAAGUUAAUGUCUCGUGUAUAUGACUGGAGAGGAAAACAAAAUGGCACGAAUUAAUUUUGUGUAAUAUGAAAAUAUGUAUAUGCCAAAUGAAUAAAACAUAUUAUUGUACAGUUGAAUAGCAAUAGGCUACUGUUUUCUAUAUUUUUUUUCUGGGGAAAGAAUAUCACAUUUCCAGUAUGUUACAUUUUAAAAUCUAGUAGCAUUGACAAGAAAUGCAUAAACUAUUAAUAAAAAAAACAAUACUUAUUGUUAUUAAUUCUUAAUAUCAAAUAAACAUAUUUUCUAAUGUAUUCGUGUUGAAAUGUAUUGUAAAUAUUUUGACAUAUUUUUGCCAUACGUCGAACAGACAAGUUUAUGUCCUUAAAUGUGUGUUCUGUAUGGGAGUUGAGCAUUGGACUGUUUUUCAUACUUUUUCAGUUAUUUAUUUUUCUAUGAGGUAUAUUGACAUUCAUGUGUUCUCUCCCAUAUGUAUUAUCAAUAGAUUCCUCAGUACAAAUUGAA
Messenger RNA from Patiria miniata (bat star), 10045 nucleotides. RefSeq names its product ataxin-7-like protein 1. The coding region runs from base 59 to 3859 and encodes 1266 amino acids. The record is from RefSeq and is a predicted model, not a curated record. The transcript is spliced from 12 exons. Lineage: Eukaryota; Metazoa; Echinodermata; Asteroidea; Valvatida; Asterinidae.